Molecule: messenger RNA, 441 nt
Organism: Akanthomyces muscarius
Lineage: Eukaryota; Fungi; Ascomycota; Sordariomycetes; Hypocreales; Cordycipitaceae
Exons: 1
Coding region: 1-441 (146 amino acids)
Source: RefSeq, a predicted model, not a curated record
AUGUCUGGCAAAAACGACGAGCAGCCGCCCCCUUACGGAGGUGCUCCCAACCCUCCCAAAGCCACAUACCCGGGUGGCGGCCCGUCGCAAUCGCCGUACCAGCAAAAUGAUCCGUAUGGUGCUUCCCAGCAGCAGCAACAGCAGCCAUACUACCAGCCUGGUCCUCAGAUGGGAUACCACCAGCAACAGCAGGGGCAGUACGGCCAGCAGCAGUACGGUCAGCAGCAAUAUGGACAGCAGCAGUACGGUCCUCCGCAAGGACAAUAUCAGCAGGGACCGUACCAGCAAGGCCCUUAUUAUCAGCAGCAGGGUUACCCGCAAGGCAACUACGGCAACAACAACAACAACAACGACAGAGGCAUGGGCGGCGCCGCGACCGGCAUCCUCGGUGGUCUGGCUGCCGCUUGUGCCUGCUGUUGCUGCAUGGAUAUGCUAUUCUAA